Molecule: messenger RNA, 444 nt
Organism: Phoenix dactylifera (date palm)
Lineage: Eukaryota; Viridiplantae; Streptophyta; Magnoliopsida; Arecales; Arecaceae
Source: RefSeq, a predicted model, not a curated record
AUCUUACAUUAACAGGAAAAGCAUGGUUCCAAAAUGGCCUUCUUAGAUGGUAACCCUCCUGAGAGGCUAUGCAUGCCAAUUGUUGAUCACAUUCAGUCAUUGGGUGGUGAAGUCCAACUAAAUUCACGUAUACAAAAAGUUGAACUGAACUGUGACGGAACCGUGAAACACUUUGUGCUCACCAAUGGAAAUAUUAUCAGUGGCGGUGUUUAUGUUAUUGCCACUCCUGUUGAUAUCUUGAAGCUUCUUUUGCCUCAAGAGUGGAGGGAAAUUUCAUACUUUAAGAAGCUGGACAAAUUAGUGGGAGUUCCGGUGAUUAAUGUUCAUAUAUGGUUUGACAGGAAACUAAAGAACAAUUAUGAUCAUCUUCUUUCCAGCAGGUCAUGCUCAAAUUAUUCCAUCAAGAUUUAUUUUUUUUUUAAAAAAUAGCAAUCCCGACGCUUU